This is a messenger RNA of Clarias gariepinus (North African catfish), 5365 nucleotides long. It is a transcript of the gene ppp1r37, whose product is annotated as protein phosphatase 1, regulatory subunit 37. The transcript is spliced from 13 exons. Bases 1195 to 4335 code for a protein of 1046 amino acids. The record is from RefSeq and is a predicted model, not a curated record. Gene Ontology annotation, molecular function: protein binding. Lineage: Eukaryota; Metazoa; Chordata; Actinopteri; Siluriformes; Clariidae.
CGCGCGGCUGGACUGGAGCGAGCAGGACAGGUAGAGUUCGUGCUGUCCGUGUCGGGAGCUCGGUGUGUGGAGUUUAAACACUGAUUUAGGACUAAAUGACGGGGAUUGAGCGCUAGAGCGCGGGUGUGUGUGUGUGAGUGAGUGUGUGUGAGUGUGUGAGAGAGGCGGCUGUGGUGAGGCUCGGCGGGCAGUGUGGUGAGUUAGCAGCGUUAGCAGCGUUAGCAGGGUUAGCAUUGCUGCUGGAGGAGCGACCUUAAUGACGCCGUGUUUUUGUGUCGGAGAGACCGAGAGAGACCGCGGUUUCACACACACCGUCUAACGGAACCGGCGUGCGGAGCUCUCCACCCGGGUCAGAACCGGCCGAGUGUGUGUGUGUGUGUGUGUGUGUGUGUGUGUGUGUGUGUGGACGCGGUGGUGUUGGCGCACAGAGCCGUGAGGAGCCUGAUCAUGCCGCCGGCGCGCUGCGGUCUCCCCCGGGCCGAGGUCCGCUCUCACUAGGGCUCUCACUAGGGCUCUCACUGGGUCUGUGUCCAGGUCAGAGCUACACACACACACACACACACACACACACACGGCCUGGAUCCAGACUCACUUUAUAUACAGAUAAAGUUAUAUGACUGUAGCAUAAAUGUGCUUUUAAAACUAAUCCCUGUUGUUGUUGUUGUUAUUGUUGUUGUUGUUACUGCACCCGAAAAAAUAUAAAACGUCCAAAUACUACUGAGUUUAUCUUUAAAAUAAACUUUUACGUUUUCGGGUUAUUUCCAAACAGGCUUUAAAUAAUUCUCAAAGAUUUAUCUGUCCAAAAUCAGACACAGAGUGAAUAAUAUUUGUGGGUUUUUCUAAAUACAGAGCAAUAAUAAUAAUAAUAAUAAUAACAAUAACCUUUACCCGCCAAAGUGACGUCAAAAGGGACGUUUACAGCACUUUAAAACUAUAUACAUAAAUAAAUAUUCCCAUGUUUAUCAAAGCUAAAACUCUUGAAUGACUGAAUGCAGACAGAAUGAAGUCGACUGCAGGAUUUGCACCAGGUUGUUAGUGUGUGUGUGUGUGUGUGUGUUUGGAUCCCUGCGAUGUUGCACUCAUCCAUCAGGCUUUGAAGUUUUCCUUUAAACAAGAAACUCUGAGUCUGUUUCCCCGUUAGCUAGCUACUGGACCGAGUUAUAAACCAGCCGGUGUCGUUCAUGACACGUGAAGAUGAACGGUGAGAAUCAAGCACUAGAUUUAUGCAGUGCCAGGAUGAAAGCGCCCGAUGAUGCCCGCAGCACCGCGCUCAUCUCCGAGGAACUCGUCCUCCGGAGCGGCAUCAAGUACACGGACCAGGAUGCGGAAGCAACGGAUUCGGGACACGAGAAAGAAGAAGCGCCGACCCGGAAGAAUAACGGGACUGUAGUUCCCGAGGAAAGCAGCGUUCAGGAUGUGGAGUCCUGUUUUUCCACUGGAAGCGCGAUUGACGAUGAGGACAUGGACAUCGGUGUGGAUUUGAGCUUGGACGAGAGCGGGGUGCUGGAGUCGGACCCGGUGACGGUGCGUCAGCAAAGUAGGAUUGUGGCUUCUGUAGCGUCUGACCAGGACUCUGACAAGCCUUCAGACGCAGAUUCCAGUGCAGAGGCUCCGCCCCUGUCCCCCUCCUCGACCCCGGCUGAGCAGGAAGGACCUGGACCCAAACCCGGAGGCAAGAGGGUCACGUUUCCCUCAGACGAGGACAUUGUGUCUGGCUCGGUGGAACCGAAGGACCCAUGGAGACAUGCUCAGAAUGUGACGGUAGAGGAGAUCCUGAGCGCCUACAGACAGGCCUGUCAGAAACUCAACUGUAAACCUGUUCCGAAAGUCCUCAAGCAGGUUCAGGACCUGACAGACUUGACUCAGCGAAAUGACUGCCUGGAUCUGAAAGGUGAGAAGUUGGACUACCGGGCGUGUGAGUCUCUGGAGGAGAUUUUUAAACGAGUGCAGUUUAAACUUGUGGAUCUCGAGCAGACGAACCUGGAUGAAGACGGAGCGUCAGCGUUAUUCGAUAUGAUCGAGUAUUACGAGUCCGCCACUCACCUGAACAUCUCCUUCAACAAGCACAUCGGCACCCGCGGCUGGCAGGCCGCCGCCCACAUGAUGAGGAAGACGAGUUCUCUGCAGUACCUUGAUGCGAGGAACACUCCGCUGCUGGACCAUUCGGCUCCGUUUGUGGCUCGGGCUCUGAGGAUCAGCGGCAGUCUGACGGUGCUGCACCUGGAGAGCGCUGGACUGUCGGGACGUCCCCUCAUGCUGCUGGCUACAGCUCUGAAGAUGAACAUGAACCUGCGUGAACUGUACUUGGCUGAUAAUAAACUGAACGGACUGCAGGACUCGGCACAGCUGGGGAACCUGCUCAAGUUUAACUACAACAUCCACAUUCUCGACCUGAGGAACAACCACGUCCUCGACUCAGGGUUGGCCUAUAUCUGUGAAGGGCUGAAGGAACAGAGGAAAGGUCUGGUCACUCUGGUGCUCUGGAACAACCAGCUCACACACAAUGGCAUGGGCUACCUUGCUUCUGCCCUGCCGUGUACUCAGAGUUUGGAGACACUGAAUCUGGGGAACAAUGCGAUCGGUAACGAGGGCGUACAGAAGCUAAAGGACGGUCUGAUCUCCAACCGCACGCUGCUCCGCCUCGGUCUCGCCUCCACCAAGCUGUCGUGUGAGGGUGCCGUGGCCGUGGCAGAGUUUUUUGCCGAAAGCCCGCGACUGCUGCGUCUGGACCUGCGGGAGAACGAGAUAAAGACCGGAGGCCUGAUGGCUCUGUCACUCGCUCUGAAGGUGAACACCUCCCUGCUCCGCCUCGACCUGGACCGAGAACCGAAGAAAGAGACGGUGAAGAGCUUCAUCGAGACACAGCGCACCCUGCUGACCGACAUCCAGAACGGCUGCAAGCGCAACUUCAUCCUUGCUAAAGAAAAGGAGGAGUCUCUGCAGCAGAUGAGGCAGUCGGUGUCCAUGGCUGAAAUCGCAACUGAGGAUCCGCCUCCUGAGGAAGAGGGGGACGCUGGAGAUCAGGUCUCGGAGGGACAGAAGAAUGAACACGAGGAAGAUGAGGAGGAGAAGGAGGAGGAGGAGAAGGAGGAGGAGGAGAAGGAGGAGGAGAAACAUCAAGAGGAGAAGGGGGAGGAGGAGGAGGAGGGUGAGAAACCGAGUGAAAUCGGAGACGAUGAAGACGGGCCACCAGCAACGCAGGACGACUCGGAUUCCGACACCGACACUGAUGAAGACGAAGAGACAAAACCCGCUGCACAGACGUCACCCCUGAACCAAACCCCGCCUUGCCGAAGCCCCACCCUUAUUGCCUGCCAGACUCCGCCCAUUAAUACUCCCAGCUCCACCCGGGCGGCGGCGGACACAAUGUCAGGGAUCAAAGUGACGGAAGCGAGUGUGUCGAGCGGAACGCCGUCUUCACCCGGGCGCUGCUUCUCUGUGUCCAGCCCUGGGAGAGGACACAAGAUCUUUAUGGUGACGCGAGUGGAAAGUCCUCCUGAGCAGCAGCAGCAGCAGAGCGGCCUGACGAAGCCUGUGGCACAGAAUAAAACACCUUCUGGAGUCUCUCAGGAACCACAGCGUGCAGAGAGAACCACCACAACUCAGGAGACAUCAGAGUCCAAAUCAGGAGAAUCUAAACCUUCAGUCAGUACCACACCCAGCCAAGCGCAGCAGGAACCCGGUCCCGGCCCAGAACCGGACCAGGAGACCGUGGACACUAAGCAUGCUGAGGUCCAUCAUGCCACUCCCACAGAGUGUAAACCAGGAGAACCAGAACCAUCAGUCAGUACCACAGUAGAGCAGCCUUCACCCAGCCAAGCGCAGCAGGAACCCAGUCCCAGCCCAGAACCGGACCAGGACACAAAGAGCAAUGAAAACACACACACUGAGCAUGCUCAGAUCCAUUACACUGCCCCUACAGAGGACCUGCUCCAGGAUCAGCUGGAAUCUUCUGAAGUAGGGCCCAAGGAACCGAGCAGUAGUAAUCCCGCCGGCAACCUGCAGGAGGAGCUCUCACAACAUCUGGACUCAGAGACGCCAAACGAUGACAGACAGCUGGAUAAGGGCACCUCAGUGGAACAGAGCUUGGAAACAAUACACGGCUUUUCUACAGCAGACGAUGUGGAGCGAGUCGACACAGCGCCACCUCCAGGCGGCACCUUGCCGAACGGCCUGAAGCCCGAGUUCACGCUGCACCUGCUGGAGCCCGAGGCACAUAAAGCGGCCUGCUGCGUCAUGGAGCACAUGAGCGUGACGGCGGAGCUGAGCUGCGGUCAGGACCUGGAGGAGCUUCUGCUGGACGCCAGUUUGGACGCGAGCAGAGACGCCGCUUAGCGCUGCAGCCACGGGUGGAACCGUGUGCAGAGACGACGGGGGAGUGUGUGAAUAGUCUGUGAGCGUCACUGAGCCCGGAGUCUCGCUCUCGUCCUUCUGCGGCUCCUUCACACCCCAACUCUCCGACAGACCAUUUAAACUCAUCACACAGUUAAAGAACCGCUGGAUCACGGACCCAUAUCUCACUCACCCCCGAGACAUCGUCACAACAUCGUCACUACAACGUCACUACAUCGUCACUACCCAACCGCACACAAUCAGAACCUUUUGUUUUUUUCCAUUAAGCGAUGCUGUUGUCUCUCCCUACAUUCCUCCUCAUGAUCCUGUAAAAACCCGGGGCCUGGCACAAACCAAAGACACACACACACACACACGCACACACACACACACACACACACACACACACACACACACACAAAAAUAAACAAACGCACGCAAAUACAAAUGAAGUUCUCACUGCUGCCCCCAUGUGGACAAUCAACAUCACAGUGGCAGGGGGCGGAGUCAGACAAUUUACAUCAUCAGUUUCACUUUGACUUUAAGGACUGAUUACAAGCAGGCGUGUGUGUGUGUGUGUGUGUGUGUGAGAGAGAGAGAGAGAGGUUCUGUUUGUUCCUGCGAGAGGUUCUGUUCAGGAACCAUUCUUUGAACUUAUCUCUCUGACUCCGUCUCUCUUUCCCUCUCUCAAUCUGUGUGUGUGUGUGUGUGUGUUUGUGUGUGUUUGUGUGUGUGUGUGUGUAAGAGAGAUCUUACACAUCUUGUUUUAAUCUUCUAGAUCUCAUGAUUCUGAAAUCCGAGGCAGCGUUCCAGGUCUGAGAUUUGGAGAGUCUCUUCCACCUUGGCUGAUGUUUCUCGUUUUCCUCUCAUAAAGACAUGACACUAAAACCUUGACGCAGGGACGUGUGUCUCUCUUGCUGUGUCUCUUCCUGCCUUUCCUGUUUAACACCUCGCCUUUAAUCGUCCUCUUUAUUUUUGCUGCUUUCAGAAAUCAUUUUUCUAUUUAUUUUAUUAAAUCAUUUUUUUUUCCUUC